Fopius arisanus is the source of this 941-nucleotide messenger RNA. RefSeq lists its product as uncharacterized. The coding region runs from base 18 to 941 and encodes 307 amino acids. The record is from RefSeq and is a predicted model, not a curated record. The transcript has 5 exons. NCBI's taxonomy places the organism in Eukaryota, Metazoa, Arthropoda, Insecta, Hymenoptera, Braconidae.
AAGAGUACCUAGAGAAGAUGGACUUUUCUCCGGGAGGGACUAAGCUCCUGAGAAGGGGAAGACCUUUGAAAAACAAAACGAACAAUUUCAAUGCUAAAUUAUUGAGUGAAAAAUCAUUAAGCGAUGAUGAGAAUGAGUUUCAUGUUGACGGAGAUGACGGAGAUGAAAUUGAAGGUGCGUUGAUGAGGAGUGCUGAGGGAGCAACAGAGGAUAGCACUGAGGUAGGAGAAACGCCUGAGAGAGGAAAAAAGCCACGAAAUGAGCUGAGUCAAGAGCGAGAUGGGGACGUGCGGGAGAUAAGAGAAAAGCGUCAUGAGAGACUCGCUCAAAUUUACGCGAUCUCCGAAGGAAAGACUGAAGACGAACUUGAAAUCGAAAGAAAACCCCAAAAGAUACGCAAGACCAUUGACGAUAAGGAAUAUAAUCUGCUUCCUCCAGCCCGCGGACGUGGUCAUGAAAUUGAAAUCUAUCCAAGUACAGGAAUCUUCCUGAAGAAGAGGUGGGUCCGGAGAGCCAUUUUGCGGAGCGGAAAUAAACCCCGAGACCUUAUUUGCGAACUCUUGCGAUGCCUCCUUGGGAACCGUUUGGAAAACAUGACAAUCUACGGUGGCAAAGAUAAGGAUCCAAUUCCCAAGGAGGUGUAUCACAGUGGAAGAUGGGCUGUUAAUAGUUGGGUUCAACGCGAUUAUAGAUUGGACGAGGUCGAGUACCGACGCUGCGUUACUCAGCUGUGUACUCGGAGUCGUUCAAACUAUAAAAAACAACCGCAGAAUAAUGGCAACGUUAUUGAACAUCGGGGAGAGGAACGACGACCCAUGGACCAUCCUAUAGAUGUAAUUCCAGAAACGAUUGAGGAACUGGAAGCCACACAGCCCGAAUAUCAAAAGAUGAAACAAGUUCAGAAACAACAGCCUGUUGGGUUCCUCAAUCGAAGAAUAUAA